CCUCCACCUGACAGUCAUUCGCUAUGGCUGACAUUACGCCUGGUCCGAGUUACCCUGAGACUAAGGGAGAAGGUAUUCCUUCUGAUCCCUACUUUCCAGAUGACAAGGCGGACCAGCUCCCUCGUCCAGCGUCCGCCGACUCGCGCCGUACUGUGGUCGCCUCUGCACGGCUGUGGAUAGCCCCCUCAGUCGUACUCACAAGAGACUACCUCAUGACCGAUGUCGACCCUGCCAAGUCAAGUAUUCCUCUUGCCGCCUUCUGCUUCAUGACAGGAUUCGUCGAUGCCGUCGUGUUCACUGCAAUCUUUGUAUGGGCGGCCUUUCAGACGGGCAACACAGUGCAGCUCUCCCUCGCUGUCGCCCGCCUUUUCUCGAAACCGAGGGACGUUUCAUUUCACAUCUCCGACCAACAAGCCCUCUGCUCGUUAUUGUCAUUCAAUGUCGGCUCCUUCAUUGGCCGCCUCGGCGACCGCAUGGGCCCUAAGUCACGCGCAUGGCUCAUGCUGGGCACCUUCAUCCAGGCGUUAUUCACCAUGGCAGCAGCGGUGGCGGUGUGGCAGAGCGGAUCUAUCAGCGUGGCGACGGAUCGUUUCAACCCAGCGUGGACAGAUGCGCUUACGUUCGUCGCCGUCGGCUUCAUGAGCGCGAGCGUCGGGCUGCAGGGUAUCAUGGGCAAGCGCAUCAACACGCAAUUUUCAACCACUGUCGUAUUUACGACGGUGUGGUGCGAGCUUAUGGCGGACCCGAAGCUGUUCCAGCUCAAUCACUGGGUCAUCUCUCGCGAUCACAAGAUUAUUGGCAUCAUCUUCCUAUUCGUUGGCGGUUUCGUCGGCCGUGCACUCAUCGACGCUAUUGGCUCGGCAUCAGCUUUAGGCAUUGGCUGCGGCAUCAGGAUCAUCAUCGCCAUAUGGUGGCUCUUCAUACCAGCGAAAGUCAGUGCCCCGAAAGCGAAGAAGCCAGAGACAGCAUGAUAUCCAAGCUGCGUUGGAUGGCGAUGUACGUGCAUGGGCCCCGCCACGAGCUGGGGGCGCGCCGAGUCGAGGAACCGGCGUCGUGGAGAGUGUGGAGGAUACAUUUUAGAUCUGUUCAUAAUCACGAUUCCCUUAGAGCGGCAGUGUUGCCUACGAUUGCGAACGCGUUGCAUGAUAAUGUUGUCGUGAACGCCCUUGUCCUGUCUUUACGGAGGUCCGAUGAUCUUGUGGAUUCGGUAGUUCAUAAUUUGCAUUUUCUACGUUUGCUUUUUGCUUUGAUUCCUCUGGCACAAUAGAAAGUAGCAUUAUCAUUAUGACCUCAAAUGAUACUGUGAUACAUAAUAAUCCAAUAGCUCAGCGUGUGCAAUAUAGGAGGAUGC
This is a messenger RNA of Laetiporus sulphureus 93-53, 1351 nucleotides long. RefSeq lists its product as uncharacterized. The coding region runs from base 24 to 971 and encodes 315 amino acids. The transcript has 4 exons. The record is from RefSeq and is a predicted model, not a curated record. NCBI's taxonomy places the organism in Eukaryota, Fungi, Basidiomycota, Agaricomycetes, Polyporales, Laetiporaceae.